AUGGAUGCCGCCGUGACAGACGACUUCCAACAGAUCCUCCCGAUUGAGCAGCUGCGCUCUACUCACGCUAGCAAUGAUUAUGUGGAGCGGCCCCCGGCCCCCCGUAAGCAGGCCCUCUCCAGCCCCUCCCUUGCAGUGCACACUCACAAGUCCGACUGGUCCCUGGCCGCCAUGCCUCCUGCUCUUCCCCGCAGUCUCAGCCAGUGCCACCAACUGCAACCCUUGCCUCAGCAUCUGAGCCAAUCCAGCAUUGCCAGCUCCAUGUCCCAGAGCACCACUGCCUCCGACCAAAGGCUCUUGGCCAGCAUCACGCCCUCACCUUCGGGCCAGUCCAUCAUCCGAACCCAGCCCGGAGCAGGGGCCCACCCAAAGGUCGACAGUGCUCUGAAGGGAGAAGCUGAGCACUCCACAGGCCACUCCGGGGAGCACCUCUUCAUUUGUGAGGAGUGUGGGCGCUGCAAAUGUGUCCUCUGCACAGCGGCUCGUCCUCUCCCCUCCUGUUGGCUGUGCAACCAGCGUUGCCUUUGCUCUGCUGAGAGCCUCCUCGACUACGGCACUUGUCUCUGCUGCGUUAAGGGCCUCUUCUACCACUGCUCCACCGAUGACGAAGACAACUGCGCCGACGAGCCCUGCUCCUGCGGGCCCAGCUCGUGCUUCGUCCGCUGGGCAGCCAUGAGCCUCAUCUCCCUCUUCCUCCCUUGCCUGUGCUGCUACCUGCCUACCCGUGGAUGCCUCCGUCUGUGCCAGCAGGGCUACGACAGCCUCCGGCGACCAGGCUGCCGCUGUAAGAGGCACACCAACACUGUGUGCAGAAAAAUCUCUUCUGGUAGUGCACCAUUCCCCAAGGCCCAGGAGAAGUCCGUAUGA
Enhydra lutris kenyoni (northern sea otter) is the source of this 867-nucleotide messenger RNA. RefSeq names its product sprouty RTK signaling antagonist 3. The coding region runs from base 1 to 867 and encodes 288 amino acids. The transcript has a single exon. Gene Ontology annotation, cellular component: membrane; cytosol. Gene Ontology annotation, biological process: negative regulation of Ras protein signal transduction; animal organ development; multicellular organism development. The record is from RefSeq and is a predicted model, not a curated record. Lineage: Eukaryota; Metazoa; Chordata; Mammalia; Carnivora; Mustelidae.